Molecule: messenger RNA, 567 nt
Organism: Glarea lozoyensis ATCC 20868
Lineage: Eukaryota; Fungi; Ascomycota; Leotiomycetes; Helotiales; Helotiaceae
Product: Mitochondrial import receptor subunit Tom20
Exons: 3
Coding region: 1-567 (188 amino acids)
Biological process (GO): protein targeting; tRNA import into mitochondrion; protein import into mitochondrial matrix
Cellular component (GO): mitochondrial outer membrane; mitochondrial outer membrane translocase complex
Molecular function (GO): transmembrane protein transporter activity
Source: RefSeq, a predicted model, not a curated record
AUGCCUAACACAAGUACGAUUGUCGCGGCCACGGUAGGCACAGUUGCGACUGGUUUCUUGGGUAUUGCCAUCUACUUUGACCAUCGCCGGCGGACAGAUCCCAAUUUCCGUAAACAAUUGAAAAAGGACUCAAAGCGACUAGCGCGCGCAGCAAAGGAGGAGGCAGAGGCGCAUACAGUCAAGCAGAGGCAAUUCAUAAAACAAGCAGUCCAAGAAGCGAAGGAGGAAGGAUUUCCUUCCGAUGUAGAGGAGAGAGAAGCAUACUUUAUGCAGGAGGUUGCGAGAGGAGAAGGGCUGAGUGGUGAAGGCAAGUCGCUUGAUGAGCUUGACUUAAUUGCAUGCUUACCGUUCGCAGGUACGGACAACGUUGAAGCAGCGCUCUGCUUCUACAAGGCUUUGAAGGUUUAUCCUCAGCCUUCUGAUUUGAUUGCGAUUUAUGAUAAAACUGUACCAAAACCUGUACUGGACAUACUGGCGGAGAUGAUUGCGGCAGAUGACGAGCUCAGCGUUGGCUCAUUUGGAGCUUCCGGAUCUGACAGCGGCAUGCCAUCAGUUGGUCUAGACUAG